Molecule: messenger RNA, 2411 nt
Organism: Drosophila obscura
Lineage: Eukaryota; Metazoa; Arthropoda; Insecta; Diptera; Drosophilidae
Product: protein phosphatase 1 regulatory subunit 14B
Exons: 4
Coding region: 455-826 (123 amino acids)
Biological process (GO): regulation of phosphorylation
Cellular component (GO): cytoplasm
Molecular function (GO): protein serine/threonine phosphatase inhibitor activity
Source: RefSeq, a predicted model, not a curated record
UUUGCAGUUUUAGUCUUUCACCACCGGCCGCGCGUGCUACACUUGAAUUCCCAGCUCCAUUCCGAAAGCUACCGAGCUCCACGCUUGCCGCCUCAUAAACAAACAGUUAGAAAAACUCACUGCGUCCCGCGUGUGAGUGUGUGCGAGUGCUUGCGUUUUGUUGCUGCCACACGGUUGCCCUCAUUGUGCUCUGGUGCAAAUGAAAAUUUCAUUGAGCAGAAAGUCGCAACAGCGGAAAAGUGGAAAAGCCUAAAGCGGCAGCGGCCACAGCAGAAGAAGAAAACAAAUUAAAGAUACCCUCAAGUGAAAUUUCUGACUGUUGAAAAUUGAAAACAGCAUCCAAUCGAAUUCGAAAAUAAACUAAGCCAAAACGAUCGCUGGAGCAUUGCCAAAAAGCAGAGCCGAUUAAUUGAGGUUCAUUAAACGAAGCUUGUGUCAGUAAAUCAAUAGAAAAAUGCAGUGCGGCCUGGAGAUGAACGACUGUGAGCGCUCCCCCAACAGGACAAAUUUACGCGUCAACUUCAAUGAGAAGGGGGCCGAAGUAAAAGAGCGCAGGGAGAAGUUCCUCACUGCCAAAUACGGAUCACACCAGAUGAGCCUCAUCCGCAAGCGCCUCGCUGUGGAGAUGUGGCUCUACGACGAGUUGCAGAAGCUCUUUGAUCCACCGAGCGAUGCCAUCGAUGUGGACAUUGACGAGAUAUUGGACAUGGACACAGAUGACAUAAGGAAAUCUCAUCUCAUAAGAUUAUUAUCAGUCUGCAAACGCCCGCAAUCGGACAUAUCGAAGUUCAUCAGCGACCUGCUGGAUCGCGCAAAGACGCUGUAAAUUUGCAGCCCCUUGAGGUUCUUACACAUAAAAAAACCACAGCAAAAUCAUUGAGCAGAAAAACAAUACAACCUGCAAUACAAUAUGCAGACAAACAAUAAAUAACUAGGAACCUAAGUUUAGCCUGAAUAUCAAAGAACAAGGAAUUCAGUUACAAAUCUUUAAUUUUACUUAUUCUGAUCUUGUCUCGAUGUUUUCUGUGUACCUUAGUUGAUAGUUUGGAUCUUUUCGCUGACUAAUUUGAAGUUGUGUCUAAUUUAAGUCACCGAUAACCAGAUCGCUAGCCCUAAUCUUAUAAACGUGAAUCCAUCAAUUUUGUGAUGAAACAUAUUUUUUAAAUAAAAAGAAACAAACAUGUAAUGGCCUGAAAGCAAACACGAAUGUGGUAUGCUUAAUUGAAAUCGAAAAGAAGCAAAGCCUGUUAAGUGAAAUUAAUAAUAUUGUGCUCCAUUCUGGAAGAAAGAUCAUCCCAUUCGCGAGAUUGGGGCUCACUGACACUCUGGUUGUUCGCAAAAAUUUUCCCAUACUAAACGUGCUCUCGAUUAAAGUACCAUUAAAUCAUGUAUCUAUUAAAUAUUAAUUAUAAAAAGGAAACAAUUGGGUGACCGGCGGUUCUUGUAACGUAGUCGAGAUGUCACCAAGACAAAGAUGAAAGCUCAGGUUCACUGCCAAAACGUGGAGUAGGAGGGAAAGCUUACGUGCUGAGUCGUUUAGCAAGUAGAAACAGUAAUUGAGUGCAGAAUCACAGUAAAGCCUGGCAAAAAAGAAAUUUUAAUCACACGGUUUUCGUUUCGUUCUCUUAAGUGAGCGAAACUGGAGGAAAAGUGGUUCUACAAUGGUUAUUAUUGUACCUUUAGUAUAACCGAUUUGGGCUUUAAAGAUCCAAAGAUCCAGGUCGAUAGCUAAAGGACACAUUUAAGUAAAAUGAAACGAAACAAUUUCCAGAAUUGUAAAUAAAUAUUGAAGGAACAGCCCCAAUCACAGCAUAAACCAUAUACUCAAAUGCAUUAACAAUACCCAACACUUUGUAAAUAACCUUGAUAAAGCAUUGACUUGGCACUUCUUCGCUCCACGAGUACACCUACAUCAAACGAAUAUUUGUAGUAGUUUCUAGUAGAUCCCUGUCAAUCAAAAACUAACGUAAAAGUAUUUUAAAUGUGCUCAAUAUGGCAAAAGGGGGAAAUAGCUGGGGUAGAGGGUAUAGUGCAUAAUUACAAAACAAUUUUAAGCACAUACAAAAUUAUAGCUGGAUAUCAAUACACAGAAUAUGCCAAUUCUUCUCUCUAUCAGAACUGAAAAGUAUUAGAAACUUAUCUUGAAAAUGCUACUUGCAUACUAUUUAAACAAUUAAUCAUCGCAUAUUUCCAUUACAAAAACAUAACAGUCUAAGCAAGCACCCUUAGCAUUAAAAAACUCGAGCAUGCACUUAAUCACGCACCUAUGUAGUUCUCAUUUAAAGCACACCCAUACUCUCGUGCGAGUACACGCUAUAAGACAUAUAAGAAACACUAAAAGGGAAGCUAAAGGAACAUUUAUAAAACGCAACUGAAAAGUUUACAAUAAAAAUUUGAUUGCUUUAGACAAA